Messenger RNA from Gavia stellata (red-throated loon), 1548 nucleotides. It is a transcript of the gene PHYHD1, whose product is annotated as phytanoyl-CoA dioxygenase domain containing 1. Lineage: Eukaryota; Metazoa; Chordata; Aves; Gaviiformes; Gaviidae. The transcript is spliced from 11 exons. The coding region runs from base 29 to 904 and encodes 291 amino acids. The record is from RefSeq and is a predicted model, not a curated record.
GGUGAGAUCCUGGGAGCUUUUGCCUCUGAUGGCGUUUGUAACCCAGCAUCAGAUCCAAAAGUUCCGCAAGGAUGGCUUCCUUGUCCUAGAGCAUUUUUUCACCGCCGAGGAGUGUGACAGCAUGAGGAACCAGAUUCAGAGAAUCAUAGCGGAGAUGGAAGUGCCACCGCACUGCCGCACCGAGUUCUCCACCAAGGAAGAGGAGCAGCUCCAGGCGCAGGGUAGCUCGGAUUAUUUCCUAACCAGUGGAGACAAGAUUAGAUUCUUCUUUGAGAAAGGCGUUUUGGAUGAGAGAGGUAACUUUCUAAUUCCAAAGGAGAAAUCCAUCAGCAAGAUUGGCCACGCUUUACAUGCUUAUGAUCCUGUCUUCAAGCAAAUCACCCACUGCUCCAAGGUGCAGGAAUUGGGAAGAAAACUAGGCCUUGAGAGACCAGUAGUUGUGCAAAGCAUGUAUAUUUUCAAGCAACCUGGCAUUGGUGGUGAAGUGACCCCGCACCAGGAUGCCACCUUCCUGCACACGGAGCCUUUGGGCAGAAUCCUGGGGUUCUGGAUUGCCCUGGAGGAUGCCACGCGGGAGAACGGCUGCUUGUGGUUCAUUCCCGGCUCCCACACCAGUGGAAUUACCCGAAGAAUGGUCCGUGCAGCUCCAGGUACCUCAACAUGUGUAGAGUUUGUAGGGUCAGAGCCAGCCUACGAUGACAGCCAGUUCAUACCUCUGCCUAUAAGUAAAGGUGGACUCAUUCUCAUCCAUGGUGAAGUCGUCCAUAAAAGUGAACUGAACAGCUCGGAGUCUUCUCGCCAUGUGUUCACCUUCCAUGUGAUGGAAGCCAAAGACACCAGCUGGAGCAAAGAGAACUGGCUCCAGCCAACUCCCGAACUGCCUUUUCCAUCACUCUACACUUGAAGUUAGUGAUUGGCUUCUGGAGUCAACAGCUGAUCAAUAUCCCUUUCUGAUCGUUUGUUCACGUUCCCUUUAAAUAGAACUUUCACUAGAUCAGCUCUCAAGAUUAAUUUAUCCUCUUCUCAGAACGAAGACCCUUGACACAGCCAAAUACACCUGCAUUUAGACAGAAGGUUCUACUACAGCAUGAGCCCUGCGACCAUGAGAAUAGUUGCCCAGUCCCUUUGGUAAGGAGACUUCUUCAGUCUUGAGAAUAGACCAUUAAAGACCAUUGCACCUUGACUGGGACCAGUUAAGAAAUAUUUCUUGCAGAUACUCUAUUUUCUUCUGUUUAAGUCAAGAGCCUGCCUAGUGCAUUUUUUGGCUGUGUUGAUCCCAGCAAUGCAGGUGAACAUGUCAUGUGAAGAUGGCUGAUUUUUACCCUUGUUUGAAUAAUAGUGAUUAAAAAUUAUCCUAUUCUGGGCAAAAUGAAGCAGGAAGUCUACUUUUGUAAUCAAACUUCUAAGUAUUUCAAGCAAACUGUAGCUGAGUGUUUGAUCUCUGGGCGUGUUGUUAAAAAAAUACUACAGUUCUUAAAGAUUCACGUUGAAAUUAUGAAAACAAACCCCAAUCAAACUCCUAACAUUUAAAUAAAAAAAUAGAAAUUC